AUGGUGGUCAACCAGCUGCGCGCCGCGGCAGGCAGAUCGGUUGCGGCCUACCCCGCACCUCAAGGCCCAGCUGCGUAUGCCGCGGGAUCUCAGUACGCCCGCCGUGUCUCCAUCCCAUCGAGCAUCCACCGCGCUGUUUUUGCGCCUGCGCCCAGCCAUCCCUUCGCUUCCAGCACUUGUCUCAGCAGCGUCCACCGCCUUGUGCACUCGAGCUCUGUGUCGUCUAGGACCCUAGGAUCACAAUCACAAACCGCCAAGAUGUCGACUAUGCCGGCUACCUGCGGCCAUAAUGAGGCCUGCUGCAACAUCCCGCCCGUCGUCUGGCAGGGCUACUCGCCCAAGGGCGCCUACGACGAGGUCGACGGCCUGAAGACUUACGUCACUGGCCCCGAGGAUGCCACCAAGGGUAUCGUUUUGAUCUACGACAUCUUUGGCUACUUCGACCAGACCGUCCAGGGCGCCGAUAUCCUGGCCACCAGCCACGCCCAAAAGUACCGCGUCUUCAUUCCCGACUGGUUCAAGGGCGAGCCAUGCCCAAUUGAGUGGUACCCGCCGAACACUCCCGAGAAGCAGCGCGACUUGACUGCCUUCUUCCAGAAGAACCCCCCUCAGGGCGUCGCUGCUAAGCUGCCCGAGUUCGUCAAGGCCCUCGAGGCCAAGUACCCCAACAUCAAGUCCUGGGGUGUCCUGGGCUUCUGCUGGGGCGGCAAGGUAGUUUCCCUCGUCACCUCGGGUGACGCCAAUCCCUUCAAGGUUGGCGCUCAGUGCCACCCGGCCAUGGUCGACCCGUCCGAGGCGAAGACCAUCAAGGUUCCCCUGGUCCUCCUCGCCUCCAAGGAGGAGCCAGAUGAUAAGGUUAAGGAGUUCGAGGACAACCUCAAGGUGGCCGCCAAGCACGUCGAGACCUUCAAGGAUCAGAUUCACGGCUGGAUGGCCGCCCGCGCCGACCUGUCCGACCCCCGCGUGCGUGAGGAGUAUGCCCGUGGCUACCGCGUCGUGCUGGACUUCUUCGCCAAGAACUGGGAUGCUUCGCCAAAGCUCUGA
Thermochaetoides thermophila DSM 1495 is the source of this 1044-nucleotide messenger RNA. RefSeq lists its product as uncharacterized. Bases 1 to 1044 code for a protein of 347 amino acids. The record is from RefSeq and is a predicted model, not a curated record. NCBI's taxonomy places the organism in Eukaryota, Fungi, Ascomycota, Sordariomycetes, Sordariales, Chaetomiaceae. The transcript is spliced from 5 exons. Gene Ontology annotation, molecular function: hydrolase activity.